UAGAUCUGUGCAGAGAUGGUGUCCAAUCAGACGCGUUUUUCCGGAUUUUUCCAACAUCCGCACGAGCCGCUCUUUCUGCCGAAAAACAACGGCGCCUUGUUCUACGAUGUUCCGGACAGUUAUUACACCGACCGCUACCGUGGCAUCGGACCGAACUUGGCCAACCGAUUCGGGGAGAAUGCCGGCACACGGAUUCCGAUCAUGGACAUUGGCACGCCGGACAUAAGUUUCGCGAUGGCGGUUCGGAGACGCGAGGGAUUCUCGUUGUUCAACCGGACCCAUCGUGCGAUUGCUGGCCAGUUGAUCGAACGGUUCAUGAGCCAACCGGACGUGGACACGUUGGCUUCGUUUGCUGCGUUUUCACGGGAUCGACUCAAUGCUCCGCUGUUCCAGUACGCGCUGGGAGUGGCACUGCUUCACAGGAGGGACACCAGGGAUGUGGCGGUGCCGUCGUUUUUGCAACUGUUUCCGGAUAGGUUCGUGGAUCCGGCGGUUUUUCCGCGUCUACGCGAGGAAGGCAUGGUCGUCGAGCAGGGAAAUCGGAUGGCUAUCGAUAUUCCGAUGAACUUCACCGCGUUGGAUCGUGAGCCGGAACAGCGUCUUGCGUACUUCCGCGAGGACAUUGGCGUGAAUCUGCACCACUGGCAUUGGCAUCUGGUAUACCCGGGAAUGGGUCCUCGUGAGGUGGUUGACAAGGAUCGCCGGGGUGAGUUGUUUUAUUACAUGCAUGGUCAACUCGUGGCACGAUAUCACUUGGAGCGGUUCUGCAAUGGACUGGGCAGAGUAGCUCCUUUGAACAAUUUACGUCAACCUAUUCGGGAACCAUACUAUCCCAAAAUACUGCGAAGUGCGAAUAAUCGUACCCAUCCGGCACGGUACCGGAACAUGGUUCUGAGUGACGUGGUUCGACCGGAUGACGAUGUCAACAUUACCCUCGCGGACAUGGAACUGCAAUUGCGGAGAAUCGUGGAAGCGAUUGAUACGGGAUUCGCUCUUAGCGCAAACGGAGACCGGAUUCCGCUGGACAACCCAAAAGGUAUCGACGUUCUUGGAAACAUCGUGGAAAGCUGUUUACUGACUCCAAAUGAGACCUACUACGGUGACGUGCACAACAGUGGUCAUAUCGUGCUGUCGUACAUCCACGAUCCGGACGGGACCUACCUGGAGAGCUACGGAGUCAUGGGAGACGUCACUACGGCCAUGCGCGACCCAAUCUUCUACCGCUGGCAUGAAUACGUCGACGAAAUCUUCCGACGACACAAGAAUCAUUUCUCACCAUACGUCUACCAAGAUCUGUCCUAUCAUGGAAUUACAAUGUUGAAGUUAGAAACCAGGCUGGAAAAACGAGGUGCUCCCAACAAUCUGUGGCUUACAUUCUGGCAACGAUCGCAGGUCGACCUCGGCGCAGGACUUGAUUUUGGCCCCCAGGGGAACGUCUUCGCUACAUUUACUCAUCUUCAGCAUGCUCCAUUUGUGUUUCAACUGCAGAUUAUCAACGCCGAUAACAGACCACGUCGUGGAACCGCUCGAAUUUACCUCGCGCCAAAGUUCGACGAAAGAGGCGUUCCGUUGUCGUUUGAAGAUCAACGACGCUACAUCGUGGAACUGGACACGUUUAGAGUCAGAUUGAACCCGGGUGUGAACAACAUCGUCCGGCGAUCGGAUCAGUCCAGCGUGACGAUCCCGUACGAGCGGACCUUCCGCAACGUGGCGAUGUCCAACGAGCCGACGGGCAGUGACCAGUUCCGGUUCUGCAACUGUGGUUGGCCCUCGCAUAUGCUCAUCCCCAAGGGCACGACCAACGGGACCACCUACGAUCUGUUCGCAAUGGUUUCGGACUUUACCGGGGACGUGGUGGAUGUCGAUUUUGACGAAUCUCGCGACUGUGACGAUGCGCAUUCAUUUUGUGGCAUUCGGGAUCGGCUUUUCCCGGAUGCUCGCAACAUGGGGUAUCCCUUCGAUAGGAAAGUUUCGUCGGAUGUGAAGAGUUUCAUCGACUUUGUUGCUCCGUUCCCGAACAUGAGCGUCUCGACCGUGACGAUUCGAUUCACCAACACCGUCAUUACUGUGACGAUGGUAUCCAACAGCACCAAGUUCCACGGGCUGCUGCAGCGCCCGUACGAGCCCGUGUUCUUGCCCAAGUCGGGCGGUCAGGUUUACUUCGACGUGCCCGAUUCGUAUCUGACCGAUCGGUACCGCCCGCUGGGUCAAUCGCUGCAGAACCGGUUCGGAUCCAACGUGCAGACGCGAAUUCCCGUGCAGAACAUUUCCACACCCGAUAUCGGCUUUGCUCAGUCGGCCGUUGAUCGUCGGGGUGGAUUUUCCGUGUUUAAUACGGCCCAUCGACAAGCGGCAGGUCGGUUGAUCGAGCUGUUUUUGAGCCAGAGCAAUCCGGACCAGCUGUGCGCGGUAGCCGCCUUUUGCCGGGAUCGCCUCAACGGACCACUGUUUCAGUAUGCUUUGUCGGUGGCGUUACAACACCGGCCAGAUACGACGGAUGUGCCGAUUCCGAGCUUUUUGGAGCUAUUCCCUGAUCGGUUUAUCGAUCCUACGGUGAUACCGCAGAUGCAGGAAGAAGGUCGAAUCAUCAACCAGGGCGAUCGCAUGGCCAUCGACAUCCCAAUGAACUACACGGCUUCGGAACGGGAGCGGGAGCAGAGGAUGGCCUACUGGCGCGAGGACAUCGGAGUAAACCUGCACCACUGGCACUGGCACCUGGUGUACCCGGCUGAGGGUCCCGAUACCGUUGUGCGCAAAGAUCGUCGCGGUGAACUUUUUUACUACAUGCACCAGCAAACGAUGGCUCGGUACAACGUGGAACGAUUCUCCAACGGGCUACCUCGGGUGGCGGCACUAGCUAAUCUGAGAGAACCCAUCCCGGAAGCGUACCAUCCGAAGAUUACCCGCAGUUCAAAUAAUCGAUCGUAUCCUGCUCGAGGAAAGAACCAGUAUCUGACGGAUUUGAACCGCGUUGAAGAUCAGGUCAUCGUAACGAUCGUAGACAUGGAGAUGUGGACCACCAGAAUCUUCGAAGCCAUCGAUAGUGGAGUUGCUAGAUCGACCAAUGGCCAGCAAAUCCAGCUGGACAACAAAAACGGCAUCGACGUCCUUGGAAACAUGGUUGAAAACUCAGCCCUCUCCCCGGACGUCAACUACUACGGCCGGCUGCACAACGAGGGCCACAACAUGCUGGCGUACAUCCACGAUCCGGACAACUCGUUCCUGGAGGGGUUCGGCGUGGUCGGAGACAACACGACGGCCAUGCGGGAUCCGGUGUUUUACCGGUGGCACCAGCACGUGGACGACAUCUUCGAGCGGCACAAGCGGCGGUUCAAGCCGUACACGAAGGCGGAGCUCGCCCACCCGGACGUCGAGAUCGACGAGUUUGCCGUUCAGCUGAACCGCGCCGGCACCAAGAACAACAUUCUGCUGACGUUCUGGCAGCGGUCCCAGAUCGACCUGGGCACCGGGCUGGACUUUGGCCCCGAGGGAAACGUGUUUGUGACGUUCACUCACAUUCAGCACGCCCCCUUUAGCUACCGGAUUAAGGUCAAGAACGAGGCGAGUGGUGCCAAGCGGGGCACCGUUCGAAUCUUCAUCGGUCCCAAGGUGGAUGAGACGGGUCGGACGAUUGCGUUCCGGGACCAGCGCCGCUGGAUGAUCGAGUUGGACAAGUUCACUGUGAAUUUAAAUCCAGGAGAUAACAACAUCGUUCGCCGGUCGGAACAGUCCAGCGUGACCAUCCCGUACGAGCGGACCUUCCGCAAUGUGCUUGCCUCUAGCCAGCCAAACAACGACCAGUUCCGGUUCUGCAACUGUGGCUGGCCCGCGCACAUGCUCAUCCCGAAGGGCACAACCCAGGGCACCAGUUACGACAUGUUUGUGAUGAUCUCCAACUUUGCCGAUGAUACGGUGAACCAGGAAUUUGACGAAAACGUCAACUGCAACGAUGCCCAUUCGUUCUGUGGACUGCGCGAUCGUCUCUACCCGGACGCCAGGAACAUGGGCUUCCCGUUCGACCGGGCCACGGCAUCCUCGGUCAACAGUCUGAAGGACUUUGCGAAACCUUACAAAAACAUGGCCACAACUUCGGUCGAAAUACGGUUCACAAACACGGUGAUUUCAAGGGUUUAAAGUUCUUUUAUUGCUUCGCUCUAUCGCACUACGAUCACUAACGGAAUGCACACACAGUUAACUAAUGAUUGACAAUAAAACGCGCUUACCUUUCGCUGAACUAGUCGCUGCGACAAAUAUA
Molecule: messenger RNA, 4255 nt
Organism: Culex pipiens pallens (northern house mosquito)
Lineage: Eukaryota; Metazoa; Arthropoda; Insecta; Diptera; Culicidae
Product: phenoloxidase 8-like
Exons: 10
Coding region: 16-4134 (1372 amino acids)
Molecular function (GO): oxidoreductase activity
Source: RefSeq, a predicted model, not a curated record